AUGAAGAGAUCGAAGUCUACACAAUCAGGGAAUUCGUCUCCCAUGAAAACACGGACAGUCGAGAAUUCCAACUGUGAAAACAAAGGUGCCGAUUGCGAAUUCUCAAUCGUUGAUCCAAUGUGGCAAAACAUUGAUCCGAAUCCCGAUAUUCGUGCACUAUUUGCCCAGUUUGAUGAGAAAUUCUUCGAAAAGCGUCUUACUUCUGUUGAGGUUAAGUGGAGUCCUCGAAUGACCCUUUGCGCCGGUAUGUGUGUCUACGAGGGUCGUGGGGGCCUGUGUUCGCACGAGAUGAUACAUGCAUACCUCUUCGUCACCGAAAACAACAGGGAUCGCGACGGCCACGGCCCUAAUUUUCGAGCUCAUAUGAAUCGGAUCAACAAGAUAGCUAAGACGAAUAUAACG
Messenger RNA from Dibothriocephalus latus, 402 nucleotides. NCBI's taxonomy places the organism in Eukaryota, Metazoa, Platyhelminthes, Cestoda, Diphyllobothriidea, Diphyllobothriidae. The record is from the annotation of a GenBank genome assembly.